AUGGUUUCUAAAUCAAUACCAGCACAAGCCAUUGAAGCAAAAAAGAAAUAUAAAUCAUCAAAAUCAAGCCGUUAUGAACAUAAAAUCAAUCGAAUUAAACUAAAAUGUCGUUCAGAACUCGACUUGUUUAAAUGGCAAAAAUGGAAUUUUUAUCAAAAGGAUUACUGGAUUGAUUCUUUUGUCGACAGAUGUGAAAGAAUAGAUUAUCGCAUGGUUAGCAAAAAAGAAUUUAUUGACAAGUAUGAAUCAAAAAAUGUACCUGUAAUCAUCACACAUGUCACAGAUGAUUGGAAAGCCAAUAAGCAUUGGACUGAAAAAUAUUUAUCAGAGAAUUAUGGCUCUCAAUUGUUUAAAGUGGGAGAUGAUGAUGACAAUAACAAUGUUUAUAUGAAAAUGAAGCAUUUCUUAUAUUACACACAACAUGAUGGACUUGUAGAUGAUUCACCUCUUUAUAUCUUUGACAGUGGAUUUUAUCGGUCUUCUCGUUCCUCUGAAAAUACAAAAAAGAAACCAUCUAGUCUGCUAAAUGACUAUAAAGUGCCCAAGUAUUUCAAUGAAGAUUUGUUUAAAUUGACAGGUGAUAGAAGACCACCUUAUCGAUGGUUAGUGAUGGGUGGAGCAAGAAGUGGUACUGGUAUCCAUAAGGAUCCUUUGGGCACAUCAGCAUGGAAUGCAUUGAUUAAAGGACAUAAACGAUGGUGCUUAUUCCCGCCCAACACACCUAAAGAGCUCUAUGAUCCACCUAUGAAGCCCUACGAUCAUGAAGGUGUCUCUUGGUUUGACCAAGUCUAUCCUAAGUUUAAACAGCGGGAAGGUACUCAAACGUUAGGUGAAAAGUGGGGCAUGAUUGAAGUAUUGCAAAAACCUGGUGAGACCAUUUUUGUGCCUGGUGGUUGGGCGCAUGUUGUCAUGAAUUUAGACUUGACAGUGGCUGUCACACAAAACUUUUGUUCUUCUACCAAUGCAGAAUAUGUUUAUCUGAACACUCGACACAACCGACCCAAAUUAGGACAAAAAUUAUUUAGAGAGAUUCAGAAAUUAGGCGAGUCAGACAAGCAUUAUGCAGCAUUAGCAGAAUCCUUAGCAUCUACACUGUAUAUACCUCGAUUGCCACCCAGUAGUAGUGAAGAUAGUAGUGCAAGUUCGUCUACUUCAAGCAGCAGCAGUAGUAGUAGUGAUGCAGAAUAUACAAGAAAGAGAAAGACUGCUUUAAUUAGUUCAACAGAAUCAGAAACAGAUCUUAGUGAUGGUACAUGUAUGUGUAAGAAAUGCAAAUAUAAACGUAAAAAGAAAAGAUUGUCAUAA
Messenger RNA from Gilbertella persicaria, 1305 nucleotides. RefSeq lists its product as uncharacterized. Gene Ontology annotation, cellular component: cytoplasm; nucleus. The transcript has 4 exons. Gene Ontology annotation, molecular function: P-TEFb complex binding; histone H4R3 demethylase activity. Lineage: Eukaryota; Fungi; Mucoromycota; Mucoromycetes; Mucorales; Choanephoraceae. The record is from RefSeq and is a predicted model, not a curated record. Gene Ontology annotation, biological process: phagocytosis. The coding region runs from base 1 to 1305 and encodes 434 amino acids.